AUGAGUACCCGAGCAUUAAGAAGGCUUCAAAAAAACAGCUUAGAGCAAAGUUUGGCGAAUUUAGGCCCAAACGAACCUGAAAACCAAGCUCGCGAUGAUGACCAGCAGCAAAAUGUCAAAUCGGUCAACAUGUUUGCCCUGAUGGGAGACGACAAUGAUGAGGAUGAAGAAUCAGAGAUUGAGCAUGCAAGCUCAAAUGAAGAGCAGCAAGAAUCUGAGCCUGUUGUGAUGAAUAAACCGGCUACUUUAAAAAUUGCAACAAAGUCGCAAAAGAAGAAGAACAAGAAGCAGAAAAACAAGAAGGUCGAAAAGACCAGAUCCGGUACACCGGAGAACGAUAGCAUUACUUCUCCUGGUGAUAGUGACGAAGACUUAGACCGCAUUCUAGAGCAAUAUCGAAAAAAGGAUUCUGAACGUGAGAAAAACUUGAGCGGCCUAAAGGUUGAGCAUUCUGAUGAUUCUGAGGGUUAUGAUACCGCUAACGAAAACGAAGACGACGACAAUGAAAGUUGCCAGAAUAUAAAUACUACCAUGGAUCCUGGCUUUACCAAAUUUACUGCAUUCUCAGAGUUGGAAAGUAUUUUCGGGCUAAUAGAAAUGAAAAAACUGAAUCCAGACAACGAAUACAGGUUGCUAUUUGGUGACCUAUCACCCGAUUCGUUGGCUGAUGUCGAUUCUAUGACGUCUACUCAUGUUUCUCCACAAGUGAUGAAACAAAUCGACAAACUACGGCGCAUGGUGAAAAAUUGGGGCGGAAGAGAUCGCAAAACCGUUCCCAACGGUUCCACAACCAGACGUCUUGCUUUCACCAAAAUAAGAGAUGAUUGGAUCCCCACCACUCGCGGAGAUUUUGCAGUUACACAACUAGCUCUUCACGAGGUGAAAGAGUGGUUUUUAUGGCAACGGCCUCAGGACUGGGCUGAGGAAAUUGAUAGCUCGGUAAACAAGCUGUUGAAAGCAGGCGUGUGCUUUUAUAAGUUUGACCCUGUCAACGUGGAAGCCACUCGGAAGGCCAUGACCGAGUUUUACAUGAGCGUUGUAUUGCAUCCGGACCACGAAGCGCUGAUAGGACUCAUAUCAUCCAAAUUUCCGUACCAUGUCCCAGCUCUUCUACAAGUAGCCCUUAUUUUGGUAAGACAGGGCGAUAAGACAAACGGUAAUGGGCUUGUUGAGAGGGCCCUAUUCGUUUUUGAUCGCGCUCUGAGGUCACAUAUUGUCUUUAAUGGGACUUCAUGUCAAUUACCGUACAUUUACUUUUUCAACCGGCAAUUCUACUUUGCUAUUUUCCGGUACAUACAGAUCCUUUCCCAGAGAGGGGCAAGUGGCACUGCUGCAGAAUGGUGCAAAGUACUUUGGUCUCUUUCCCCGGUAGAAGAUCCUCUUGGUUGCAGGUACUUCAUGGAUCAUUAUUUGCUGAUGAACAAAGACUACGAGUUCAUGGUAAAACUCUCAAAGUCACCUUUGAUUAAUAAUUACAACGAUUGGUACACACUCGGGAUGGGUCUCGGAUUUGUACUUUCCUAUUUGAAACUUGGACUCAAAGAUGCCGCAAGGUCAGAAUUAAGGAAAGUAUAUGCCCAUCAUCCAUGGGCUUUACACAGUAUCUUCGAAACGGAAGGUUUAGGAAGCGAGUCGACCCCAAUGGGAUUAGAAAUUCCAUUGCCAAGACCAGGAUUAACGAUCGAGCUGAAAGCUUAUUUAAUCAGGAUGAAAGCAGUUUGGGGCGGGGCAGAGCUCAAUUUCUUGCGAGAUGAAUUAUUAACUAUUUUUGGAGACCAUAAAUCUGGUAUUUUGUCCUUGGUUCCUGAGAGCCUUUGGAGUCCGCAGCCACCCUUUUUCAUACAGUCGAUACCGGUAAAUUUAUUGCGCUUUGCCGUCUUAUCUCAAGAAUCAUCGCUCAUGGCAUGUAUUCCCGAAGAUAUAUGGUCAGAAAGAGAUGUGUACGAGUUUGAUGUCCUGCCUCCACAGCCACAUGAUAGAAAGACAGAAGAUGUUAUAGAAACUAUCAACAGUUUUGUCAGUGAUGACGAUCUAGCUAUGACGAGGCUGGAAAUGAUGCAAGACGAAAGUUUGCUGAAUCAAAUGACCCAAAUGUCACUUGAACAAUUUCUUCAGGAGAAUCCCAAUGCCGGCGCUGAUGAAUAA
Molecule: messenger RNA, 2145 nt
Organism: Lachancea lanzarotensis
Lineage: Eukaryota; Fungi; Ascomycota; Saccharomycetes; Saccharomycetales; Saccharomycetaceae
Gene: RQC1
Product: LALA0S05e03708g1_1
Exons: 1
Coding region: 1-2145 (714 amino acids)
Biological process (GO): ribosome-associated ubiquitin-dependent protein catabolic process; rescue of stalled cytosolic ribosome
Cellular component (GO): RQC complex
Source: RefSeq, a predicted model, not a curated record